ACCCAGCCGCCAGCAAGACUAUAGUGCUCCUGCCUGCUGGGCCCUACAGCUGGCUGCACCCCAGACGGCCUCAGCUGCUCAAGCCUAAGGACUGCCUUCCUUCCCAGCCCAAUACCACCUCUGGCGUCCGGGAGACAGUGAACAGAGGGGCCUGGGCAGGGGCACCUGGAGCCCCACACAAGCCCAGCUCCUUGCAUCUGCUUACGUGUCUCAGUAACCGCUAUUGCCCCUCCCUCUGCCCCAGUUAUGAAACUGCCCAAGGGGCCCAGGAACUCUGUGUUCUAUGGGCAGCACCUAGAGAAGAAGGCGCAGGUGCCCUCACGGCAGGAGGUAAAGAAGACCCCUGUGAUCAUGGCGUUGAUCAAAGGUCCAGGGCCUGCCAAGUACCUGCGGCCAUCCUGCACGGGCUACCUCGGCCACGACAGCUCCAUGUUCCAGGAGCCCGCCAGCACUCUGCACACUCGGCUCUCGGACAAGUGGGUCACGAACAGUAACCCUGGACCUUGCUAUUUCUUGGAUCCUAAAAUAACUCGGUUUGGCAUGUCCACCUGCCCUCAGGUCCCCAUGGAGGAACGCAUCUCUAACCUGCGCCUGAGCUCCACUCCAUCCUCCUGCCACUACUACUUGGAGAAGACCCACGCUCCUGGGGAACGUAGGGCUCCCCAGUACACUUUUGGUUACCGCUGCCCAUACAGAGUGAUGGACCCCAACCCGGCCCCCAACCAGUACCAGCUGCCACUCUUGCUGGGACCCAACAUCCCUGUCACCCGAGCUGCUCCUUGCUAUAGUUUGGCAUCUGCAGACAAGAACUGGUUCUACCAGGACAGUGUGGCAGGAGGCCCUGGGCCAGCCACGCAUGCACGACCAGAGCCAUCCAGCUACCAGAAGUGCAGCCCCAUCCACAGCAUGGCCAAGCGCUUUGCCUACCCGAUGGACCACACCCCUCAGCCGGGCCCCGGUGCCCACGAUGUCCAGCAGGUCACGGUGCACAAGCCCCGUACACCGGCUUUCACCAUGGGUAUCAAGCACUCUCCUCACCUGUGCCCGUUGGUCAUCGAUGUUCGCGACUGAGGCCCCUCCUGGUGUCCUCGUUCAGCCCACCCCCACCCCGAGGAUUAUUUUCUAUACCUAAUCGAGCAGCUUGCCACGGUUUAGAGUGGCAGAGCUGGUACCUGCAGUGUCCAGCACACAGAAGGCAUUAGAUAAAUAUAUUUAUUUAUUUAUUCA
Rhinolophus ferrumequinum (greater horseshoe bat) is the source of this 1227-nucleotide messenger RNA. RefSeq names its product outer dense fiber of sperm tails 3 like 1 (gene CIMAP1C). Gene Ontology annotation, cellular component: cytoskeleton. The transcript is spliced from 5 exons. NCBI's taxonomy places the organism in Eukaryota, Metazoa, Chordata, Mammalia, Chiroptera, Rhinolophidae. Bases 247 to 1071 code for a protein of 274 amino acids. The record is from RefSeq and is a predicted model, not a curated record.